This is a messenger RNA of Penicillium longicatenatum, 1245 nucleotides long. Its product is annotated as putative mitochondrial carrier protein. Gene Ontology annotation, biological process: magnesium ion export from mitochondrion. The transcript has 2 exons. NCBI's taxonomy places the organism in Eukaryota, Fungi, Ascomycota, Eurotiomycetes, Eurotiales, Aspergillaceae. The coding region runs from base 1 to 1245 and encodes 414 amino acids. The record is from RefSeq and is a predicted model, not a curated record. Gene Ontology annotation, molecular function: magnesium ion transmembrane transporter activity.
AUGAGCCUGACCUCGCGAGUCUUUGGUCUGUUUUCGACAACGGCGACCUCUGACCCUGCGACCAGCGAUUCUCCUACUUCUAUCCCUCACACAAAACUCUCGGCGCAUAAUGAAGUAGACGUCAGUGCCAUCCGCCAUGCGCCGGAUAGACACAUGCUGGACGAGGAGGAGGAGCCCCGUCCGCCUUACUUACAUGCAAUGUUGGCCGGUGGAACUGGAGGUACAUGUGGUGAUAUGUUGAUGCACUCAUUGGAUACCGUCAAGACUCGACAACAAGGCGACCCGAACUUCCCACCAAAAUACACAUCCAUGACCUCGUCAUAUGCAACCAUCUAUCGCCAGGAAGGAUUCUUACGGGGCUUAUACGGUGGCGUGAUUCCGGCUUUUUGGGGUUCCUUCCCAGGAACAGUCACCUUCUUCGGCGUAUACGAGUUCACCAAACGCGCGAUGCUGGAUCGAGGAAUUAAUCCCAACAUCGCCUAUCUCUCUGGUGGUUUUUUUGCCGACUUGGCUGCAUCGAUCGUCUAUGUACCAUCGGAGGUGCUCAAGACCCGGCUUCAGUUGCAGGGCCGAUACAACAACCCUUACUUCCACUCUGGAUAUAACUAUCGCAGCACCACCGAUGCAUUUCGAACCAUCGUGCGCCAAGAAGGGGUCUCAGCCCUGUUCCACGGCUAUAAGGCUACAAUCUUCCGGGAUUUGCCAUUUUCCGCUCUGCAGUUUGCUUUCUAUGAGCAAGAACAAAAACUAGCCAAAGAAUGGGUUGGUCAGCGAGACAUUGGGCUGGGUCUGGAAAUUCUCACUGCAGCCACAGCGGGUGGCAUGGCUGGUGUGAUUACCUGUCCGCUAGAUGUGGUCAAGACGCGGAUUCAGACUCAACAAAACCCCCCGCAGAACCCCAGUGGAUCGUCUGGAGCCAAGCACACCGGUGAUCAUGCCCCUAAGGAAAGUCCUCGACCAUAUGUCCCUGGAGCAUCGCAUUCCGCGAAAGCACACUCACGACCAAUCUCCACCUCCUCGCCAUCUACAUCGGUUGCGCCCCCAGGUGCACCGCGGUUGGAUACAUCAUCCGUAUUCACGGGGUUGAAGAUGAUCUACCGCAGAGAGGGGCUUGCGGGGUGGUUCCGCGGCGUGGGCCCCCGCGGUGUGUGGACCAGCAUUCAAUCUGGAACGAUGUUGGUCAUGUACCAGUACCUCCUGAAACAAAUCGAGGCUUACCAGAGCCUGGAGGGCUCAUCCCUGUGA